This is a messenger RNA of Pseudoliparis swirei, 2388 nucleotides long. RefSeq names its product vesicular glutamate transporter 1-like. The record is from RefSeq and is a predicted model, not a curated record. Gene Ontology annotation, molecular function: L-glutamate transmembrane transporter activity; neurotransmitter transmembrane transporter activity. The coding region runs from base 395 to 2236 and encodes 613 amino acids. The transcript is spliced from 13 exons. Gene Ontology annotation, biological process: synaptic transmission, glutamatergic; regulation of synapse structure or activity; neurotransmitter loading into synaptic vesicle. Gene Ontology annotation, cellular component: synaptic vesicle membrane; excitatory synapse. NCBI's taxonomy places the organism in Eukaryota, Metazoa, Chordata, Actinopteri, Perciformes, Liparidae.
GCGCGCGGGCGGCGGUAAUCUGGUUCAGCACCGCGGACAGAGACACCGUCUGGACCGCGCUGCUGCCUCGGAACCUUGACGGAGACCCAGGAGGGAGAGGAGGCUCCACUUGGAGAUGAAGAGCUCCGUGAACCGAGGAGAGCGCGUGUCGGCUCCGUUGAAUUGAUAGAACGGCAUUUGAAGCAGAUUAAGUCCUCCGUGCAGCUUCCGGUCCGCGUUCAGGAGUCCAGUCCGCUCAAGUAAAACUAAAUCAAGUUUAGUUUAUUUUCUUCUUUAUUUUUUAUUUUGUGUGAGUAACAAGGACGGGCGGAGGGAGCCGAGGAGCAGAGGCUGUGCGCUCAGUCGGGAGCGCGCAUCACGCACUGCACAUCGGUCGGGUCCUGGAGUCGUGAGGAUGGAGAUCCGACCGGACAGGUUGAAGGUCGCGGCCGCCAGGACGCUCGGGAAGAUAUACGGAGCUCUUGAGAAGAAGCAAGACAAUGGCGAGACCAUGGAGCUGUCGGCGGGGGGCCGGCCGGAGCCGGUGGCGGAGAAGGAGAUGCCCGUGGUGGACUGCACCUGCUUCGGCCUGCCCAGGCGCUACAUCAUCGCCAUCCUCUCGGGCGUCGGCUUCUGUAUCUCCUUUGGUAUCCGGUGUAACUUGGGCGUGGCCAUCGUCAGCAUGGUCAACAGCCACACCGUCUUCAAAGACAACAAGGAGGUCAUCGUGAAAGCCCAGUUUGACUGGGAUCCAGAAACAGUGGGAAUGAUCCAUGGUUCCUUCUUCUGGGGAUACAUAGUAACCCAAAUCCCAGGAGGGUUCAUCUGUCAAAAGUUUGCAGCAAACAGAGUGUUUGGCUUUGCCAUAGUGGCCACGUCUUUCCUGAACAUGCUCAUCCCCGCAGCGGCACGGAUGCACUUCGGCUGCGUUAUCCUCGUCAGAAUAUGUCAAGGACUUGUGGAGGGGGUUUCUUACCCAGCUUGUCAUGGCAUUUGGGCAAAAUGGGCCCCGCCUCUUGAGAGAAGUCGCCUCGCCACAACGGCCUUCUGCGGCUCGUAUGCCGGGGCUGUGAUUGCCAUGCCGCUAGCGGGGAUCCUGGUGCAGUACUCGGGAUGGUCCUCAGUCUUCUACGUCUACGGAGCCUUUGGGAUCAUGUGGUAUUGCUUCUGGUUCCUGGUGUCUUAUGAAAGUCCAGCCGCUCAUCCCACCAUCACAGAGGAGGAGAGAACGUACAUCGAGGAAAGCAUCGGGGAGUCGGCCCAGCAGUCGAUCACGAAAUUCAACACGCCGUGGAAGGCCUUCUUCACCUCCAUGCCAGUGUACGCCAUCAUCGUGGCAAAUUUCUGCAGAAGUUGGACUUUCUACUUGCUUCUCAUCAGCCAGCCGGCAUAUUUCGAAGAGGUGUUUGGGUUCGAGAUAAGCAAGGUGGGCAUAGUUUCUGCACUCCCCCACCUCGUCAUGACCAUUAUCGUGCCCAUCGGUGGCCACAUUGCGGAUUAUUUGCGCACCAACCAAAUCAUGACCACCACUAACGUCAGGAAACUUAUGAACUGUGGAGGCUUUGGGAUGGAGGCCACGCUGCUGCUGGUGGUGGGCUUUUCUCAUACCAAAGUGGUUUCCAUCAGCUUCCUGGUCCUGGCGGUGGGUUUCUCUGGCUUCGCCAUUUCAGGUUUCAAUGUCAACCACCUGGACAUCGCCCCGCGCUACGCCAGCAUCCUCAUGGGCAUCUCCAACGGCGUGGGCACCUUGUCGGGGAUGAUCUGCCCUGUGAUCGUCGGCGCCAUGACGAGGCACAAGACGCGGGAGGAGUGGCAGGGCGUGUUCCUCAUCGCCUCGCUGGUUCACUACGGAGGCGUCAUAUUCUACGGCCUCUUUGCAUCUGGAGAGCAGCAGUCUUGGGCCGAGCCGGAGCAGACGAGCGAUGAUAAAUGUGGCAUCCUGGACGAGGACGAGCUCGCCAACGAGACAGAGGAGCUGUAUCGCACAGGCGGCGGCGGAGGAGGCUACGGAGCCAUGAGCCAGGGAGCAGAUCCCAACGGGGCCGGAGGAGGAGGAGGAGGAGGAGGAGGAGGAGGAUGGGUCUCUGACUGGGACAAAACGGAGGAGUAUGUCCAACCAGGAACCAAUCAUUACCUUUCUGAGGAGGGGAGGAUGGAGAGUCAACCUGCAGACCUUCUGCACGAAGCCUUCAGUGAGGAACAUCGACGGCGUGGAGUUUCAUCGGAUGGCGUGAAGAACUUUGAAAGUGCGCAAUAAAGCGGACCGUUGGGAGCAGAGUUGGGAGCAGAGUUGUAGUUUAACACCCUUCUCUGCUCUUCCAUUCGAGCAGUUACCCACCCAUGACUUUAGAGUAGAGACUGUGUCUGUCCCACGGCCACUUCAAUUAAAUAAAUUAAAAGUAAGCAGAA